Messenger RNA from Brachypodium distachyon (stiff brome), 1401 nucleotides. RefSeq lists its product as uncharacterized. The transcript has a single exon. Lineage: Eukaryota; Viridiplantae; Streptophyta; Magnoliopsida; Poales; Poaceae. The coding region runs from base 274 to 1092 and encodes 272 amino acids. The record is from RefSeq and is a predicted model, not a curated record.
ACUCACAGAACUUGCAACCCUUGAUUCACGUUGCAAGCUUGUACCCUUGGAGUAGACUUGUAUUAGACUCGUCUAAUACUAUACUCCCGUUCGGACUUGACAUGCAGCCGGACUGUGACCUGACACAAAAAAAAACACGUGACUCCAAUCCGAGCAAGAUUACUCUGACAUCCUCCUCCUUCAGCUACCUUCCAAGAAACCCCCUCCUCUCCCCGACUUCCCCGGAACCCUCACGGCCUCACCGGCGGCUGGUUAAUUAAGCGGAUCAGCGCAAUGAAGAUCCUUGAGUCGCCGCUGAUGGGCGAGUUCAUCGGGUACCUCAAAUCCACCUGGAGCGGCAACUCGCGGGUGAGCCAGCGCCGGCGCCGCCUGCGGCAGCUGGUAGCCAUGGUGCGCGGCGUGGCGGACGCCGCCGAGGGCCGCGCGGUGAGGAGCAGCUCGCUCAACCGCUGGCUGGAGCUUCUGCGUAACGAGGCCCUGCGGGGCCAGGCGGCGCUGGACGCGACGAGCGACCCGUCCGCCGUCGUCGGCUCCGCGAGAAAGUUCGUCGCCGGGCUGAAGACGCUGUUCGUGUGCAGCGCCGAGGUCGACCGCCUCACGGACGCCGUCGAGGCCCUCGAGCGCCUCGCCGGACCCGGCGCCGACCUCGACAUCUUCCUCAAGACGCUCCAGCUCGACGCCGCCGCCAACGCCAUGGACGUCGACGGACCUUCUUCCGCCUUCGUGGCUGCGCGGUAUAGGGCGGAGCAGGGGAGCUACUCUGUUUCCGCUGCCGGAGACGACGAUGACGAGAUGCCAAUGCUGGGCGUGAAGAGGAAGCGCGUUGGGGGGUGUUCCGGCGUGGAGCAAGCCGGAGCUGAAGAUGGCGAUGGGGAGGGCGAGGCGGCGUCCUGUGGCGGCGGCGGGGAGCGGGUUGUUGUUUUCGUGGACCGCGCGUGCCGGCACAAGCGGCGGGCGCUGGCGUGCAGGCGGCACGCCGCGGGCGCCGGCGCUGCUCCCGCGGCGGCGGUGGCGGUGGCCAUGGCCAGGGUGCGGCGGCGCAUCGGGAGGCCGGACAUCGGGCGGCGCCUCUCGAGCAUCUCCCUGCAGUGACGACGACCCAUCGAGCAGGCUGCGGGCAUUUUGGUUUCUGUUGCUAGGAUUUGGGAGGAAUCGAUCAUCCUAAAAGCAGGGGCAUGCAUUUGGUGAUGCAGAUUAAGUAGUUCUUCGUAGAAUAGCGAGUUGAUCGGAUUUAACUCCUGCUGAUGGCUUGUUCCUGGCCGAUGCAAACUGGAGUCUUAGUUUCUUUCUCGUUUGUUGAGGUCGACUUGUGUUCUUUCCAGCUUCAUUAGUGGGAGUACUCCGCUGAUGUUACGAGGUUAGCGCAAUUCAAUCACUUUCGACAAAGACCCUGUUGUUACU